AUGGGCACGAUUGUUUACCGGAAGAUGACCCUGAAAGAGGCGAAAUGGAAGUUUCCCGAGCUAAGAAAGGUGGUGCGGAUGGGGGGGGGGUGUAGCCCGGUGGAGGUGCCUGUGACCUACGGCGAGGUGCCUGGUGCUUCUGAUGCCGAUGUGCGGGAGCGGGAUGAGGGAGCUGAGCGGGCUACCGUGGACAGGCCGACACCGGAGGAGUGGAAUGUUGACGUUCAAUGGGAAGACGUGGAAGAGCUAUGGAGUUAUGAUGUGCACCCGACGCUAGGUUACCACUGUGAGAGGGAUAAGGCGGAAUUGCCAUCGGAUCAAGUGGAUGAUGUGGCAGACGCAGUGAACAAAGAUGCGGAGGAGUGGAGCGACGAUAGUGAUGAGUGGUGGCUAGCAGGCCACUAUGACGGGGAGGAAGUGGAGGUGUGGGUGGCUGGUCAGGAUGAAUAA
Closterium sp. NIES-65 is the source of this 450-nucleotide messenger RNA. The record is from the annotation of a GenBank genome assembly. Lineage: Eukaryota; Viridiplantae; Streptophyta; Zygnematophyceae; Desmidiales; Closteriaceae.